AUGGGAGUGACAGUACAAAAUGUAACAGGAAGCACGGCUCUAGUGAUCUGGCCCAAAAUGGCGAGUUGUGUUGACAGCUUUUACAGCAUCAUGUAUAAUCCAAACUGGGACAAAAUGCUAUCAGGGUAUACCAGAAAAUAUUUUCAGAAAGAGGAGAGAGUGCCAGCUAGUCGUUCUUCAUUUGUCAUUGAGAAUCUGAUUCCAUUAACAACUUACAUUCUGUGUGUAACGUGCCAAUCGGCAAACCCAUCCAGUGACCAGUGCAGAAUUUUUAACACCCCUGAACAAGACCCAGCGUCCAUAAGCAACAAAAAGAAAGACCUGGCAGUGGGUAUUUGGCUAACCAGCACGGUUUUACUUCUCAUCAUUGUUGGUAUCUUUGUCUAUGGCUGCUUGCAUAUAUGGUGGCGCAAGAAAAGAGAGGGUUCAGAGGGGCAAAGCAUUACACCAGAUGAUAAGGAAGAGGCGUGGACAAAACAUGAAGCAUGCAGUUCGGAAGUGUUCAACAAGCAGCCCCAAACGGCUCAAGAAGUUGAGAUCAGAAGCACAGAGGGUGCCCAGUUGGCUACCAUUAUUGCGAAUCCUUUAACAUCUAAGAGGCCCAUCAUGCUGAGUUCCAAAAGCCAGGAUUUUGUGCCAAUGUCUAUAUGUCAGUCUGCCAUAAGUUAG
Elgaria multicarinata webbii is the source of this 669-nucleotide messenger RNA. It is a transcript of the gene FNDC9, whose product is annotated as fibronectin type III domain containing 9. The transcript has a single exon. The record is from RefSeq and is a predicted model, not a curated record. The coding region runs from base 1 to 669 and encodes 222 amino acids. NCBI's taxonomy places the organism in Eukaryota, Metazoa, Chordata, Lepidosauria, Squamata, Anguidae. Gene Ontology annotation, molecular function: protein binding.